This is a messenger RNA of Beauveria bassiana ARSEF 2860, 1539 nucleotides long. RefSeq names its product eukaryotic translation initiation factor 2 subunit gamma. Gene Ontology annotation, biological process: positive regulation of translational fidelity; formation of translation preinitiation complex. Lineage: Eukaryota; Fungi; Ascomycota; Sordariomycetes; Hypocreales; Cordycipitaceae. Gene Ontology annotation, cellular component: eukaryotic translation initiation factor 2 complex; cytosol. The transcript is spliced from 2 exons. The coding region runs from base 1 to 1539 and encodes 512 amino acids. The record is from RefSeq and is a predicted model, not a curated record. Gene Ontology annotation, molecular function: GTP binding; GTPase activity; tRNA binding.
AUGUCUGCGAACGGCGACCGAAAAUACGACAUCGACUCCGAGUCCGACUCGGGAGAGUCCAUUAACAACGCCCCUGGUGAUGGCUUUGACAGCAAGCCCCUCAAGUCGGCCCUCAAGAAGGGCAGCCAGCCCGUCCCACAGGAAACCGUCGCGAAGCCGUACCUCCCGCCACAGACCGAACCUAAAGACCUCGAUGUCGCCAGCCUGACCCCGCUGACGCCCGAAAUCAUUGCCCGUCAGGCCACCAUCAACAUUGGUACCAUUGGCCACGUCGCUCACGGCAAGUCGACCGUCGUCAAGGCCAUUUCUGGCGUCCACACGGUCCGCUUCAAGAACGAGCAGAUUCGCAACAUUACCAUCAAGCUCGGCUAUGCCAACGCCAAGAUUUACAAGUGCGACAACUCAGCCUGCCCGCGCCCUACCUGCUACCGAAGCUACAAGAGUGACAAGGAGGUCGACCCGGCCUGUGAGCGUGAUGGCUGCGGCGGCACAUAUAGACUGCUACGUCACGUUUCAUCUAGGUUUGUUGAUUGCCCUGGUCACGAUAUUCUCAUGAGCACAAUGUUGUCAGGUGCCGCCGUCAUGGACGCCGCCCUGCUCCUCAUUGCCGGCAAUGAGCCCUGCCCCCAACCUCAAACCUCGGAGCAUCUGGCAGCCAUUGAGAUUAUGAAGCUUGACAAGGUCAUCAUUCUGCAAAACAAGGUCGAUUUGAUGCGAGAAGAGGCCGCUCAGCAACACUACGACUCCAUUCUCAAGUUCAUUCGCGGUACCGUUGCCGGCCAGUCUCCCGUCAUUCCUAUUUCUGCUCAGCUCAAGUUCAACGUCGAUGCGGUCAACGAGGCCAUUGUCAACACUAUUCCUGUGCCGCCCCGUGAUUUCAGCAAGCACCCACAUAUGAUUAUUAUCCGAUCAUUCGACGUCAACAAGCCAGGUGCCGAGAUUGACGAACUCAAGGGUGGUGUUGCUGGUGGUUCCAUUCUGCACGGUGUUGUCAAGCUUGGCGACGAGGUCGAGAUUCGUCCAGGUAUCGUGUCCCGCGAUCAGAGUGGUGCCAUCAAGUGCACGCCUAUUUUCAGCCGUGUAGUGUCGCUCAACUCCGAAUCCAACGAACUCAAGUACGCCGUCCCUGGCGGUCUGAUCGGUGUCGGUACCCGUAUCGAUCCUACUCUGUGCCGCGCCGAUCGUCUCGUCGGUUUCGUCCUUGGUCUCAAGGGUCGCCUUCCCGAAAUCUACAGCGAGAUUGAAAUUAACUUCUAUCUCCUCCGCCGUCUGCUUGGUGUCAAGACUGCGGAUGGCAAGCAGGCCAAGGUUGCCAAGCUGGCCAAGAAUGAAGUCAUCAUGGUCAACAUUGGCUCGACGUCAACCGGUGCCAAGGUUGCUGCCAUCAAGAACGAUGCUGCCAAGCUGAUCCUAACCAAUCCCGCGUGCACGAGCAUUGGUGAGAAGGUUGCUUUGUCGCGUCGUAUCGAGAAGCAUUGGCGCUUGAUCGGUUGGGCCACGAUUGCUGCUGGUGUCACUCUUGAGCCCAGCAGCUCCUAA